Molecule: messenger RNA, 5186 nt
Organism: Linum tenue
Lineage: Eukaryota; Viridiplantae; Streptophyta; Magnoliopsida; Malpighiales; Linaceae
Source: the annotation of a GenBank genome assembly
GACAAUUCAACACACCAAAGCUCACUUUCCAUCUCGUUUCUCACUUCCCACUUCCCCUCUGCUUCCUAUUUAAAAGUUAAAACCUCGCCAUUACCUUCCCGAACUAGCUCAUCAUCUUGAAACAGUUUGUGAGCUCUUGAGCUUGGUCCCAGAGAAUGGACACCGGGGAUCUGUACAGUGCGAGGAACAGUCUCCGGCGAGGAGGGUCUACUUCCAUGUGGAGAAGUAAUCCCUCGGAGUUGUUCUCUGCUUCUUCCAGGGAGGAAAACGACGAGGAAGCCCUGAAAUGGGCUGCACUCGAGAAGCUCCCGACUUACGAUCGACUCAGGAAAGGCAUAUUGGCCAGCGCUUCCAAGAAAGAACUCAGCGAGAUCGAUAUCCAAAAUCUCGGAACCGAGGAUAGGAAGAUUCUCCUCGACCGCCUCGUUAAAGUUGCCGACCAGGACAACGAGAACUUCUUGAGGAAGCUCAAGGGCAGAAUGGACAGGGUUGGAGUUGAGCUACCAACGAUUGAAGUUCGAUACGAGCAUCUCAACGUUGAAGCAGAAGCUACAGUUGGGAGCAAAGCUCUUCCCACGUUUGCCAACUUCACUAUUGGAAUUUUCACGACCAUCUUGGAUGGCUUACACCUUCUACCCAACAGAAAGAAACAUCUGACGAUUCUCAGUGACGUUAGUGGCGUCGUCAAGCCCGGCCGACUGACUCUGCUACUGGGUCCUCCAAGUUCUGGGAAGACGACACUGUUGCUGGCUUUGGCUGGAAGGCUAGAUCACAGUCUCAAGGUUUCAGGGAGAGUGACCUACAAUGGCCAUGAUAUGCACGAGUUCAUCCCCCAGAAAACUUCAGCUUACAUAAGCCAGCAUGAUCUUCACAUGGGCGAGCUGACUGUAAGGGAGACUUUAGCUUUUGCUGCCAGGGUCCAAGGAGUUGGAUUUCUCCAUGAUAUGUUGGCUGAGUUAUCCAGAAGAGAAAAGGCAGCCAAUAUUAAACCAGAUCCUGAUCUUGAUGUCUUCAUGAAGGCUGCAGCUACAGAAGGUUUGGAGAGCAAUGUGAUAACAGAUUAUACUCUCAAGAUCUUAGGACUGGAAGUUUGUGCAGACAUUCUCGUGGGAGAUGAAAUGAUCAGGGGUAUCUCUGGAGGACAAAGAAAGCGUGUUACGGCUGGUGAAAUGCUCGUUGGACCAGCAAGGACAUUGUUCAUGGAUGAGAUCUCAACCGGUUUAGAUAGUUCCACAACAUUUCAGAUUGUGAACUCGUUGAAGCAGCAAAACCACAUCCUCAACGGCACAGCAGUCAUUUCCCUCCUCCAGCCAGCACCAGAGACCUACAACCUCUUCGACGACAUCAUCUUGGUAUCAGAUGGCCAGAUUGCGUAUCAGGGUCCUCGCGAAAACGUGCUAGAGUUCUUCGAGCACAUGGGAUUCAAGUGCCCUGACCGGAAAGGAGUGGCUGAUUUCUUGCAAGAAGUCACAUCUAAGAAGGAUCAGAAGCAGUAUUGGACAAGAAGGGAUCAGCCUUACCGCUUCGUAACAACAAAGGAGUUUGCAGAGGCAUUCCAGUCCUUCCAUAUAGGAAGGAAGAUUGCAGAUGAGCUAUCAGUUCCUUAUGACAAAACCAAGAACCACCCUGCUGCCUUGUCAACCAAGAAAUAUGGUGUUGGGAACAAGGAGCUGCUGAAGGCCAACUUUGCAAGAGAGUACUUACUCAUGAAAAGGAAUUCAUUUGUCUACAUCUUCAAGCUUAGCCAACUGGUCAUCAUGGGGCUGUUUUUCAUGACCGUCUUCCUCAGGACCGAGAUGCAUAGGAACACGAUUCAGGAUGGGGGCGUUUAUGUCGGUGCUCUCUUUUUCUCACUGGUUAUGCUCAUGUUCAACGGAAUGGCUGAGCUUCCAAUGACCAUUGCAAAGCUUCCCGUGUUCUACAAGCAAAAGAAUUUGUUCUUUUACCCACCAUGGAUAUACUCCAUUCCACCAUGGAUCCUCAAGAUUCCUGUCACCCUCUAUGAAGUUGGUGUUUGGGUCCUCAUGACAUACUAUGUCAUUGGAUUUGAUCCCAACUUUGGAAGGUUGAUUAGGCUUUAUGUGUUGCUGGUGGCAAUCAAUCAGAUGGCAUCUGCUCUCUUUCGGUCCAUCGCUGCAACGGGAAGGAACAUGAUUGUUGCCAACACCUUUGGCUCAUUUGUUGUGCUUCUUCUCUUUGCAUUGAGUGGAUUUGUUCUGUCACGAGAGGACAUAAAAAAAUGGUGGAUUUGGGCUUAUUGGGCAUCACCCAUGAUGUAUGGGCAAAAUGCAAUAGUGAUCAAUGAAUUCCAUGGAAAAAGUUGGAGCCAUAUUCCACCCAACUCCACAGAAUCACUGGGCAUCCAAGUGUUAAGAUCUCGAGGGUUCUUCACAGAACCACAUUGGUAUUGGCUAGGAGUAGGAGCAACUUUUGGGUUCUUGUUUCUAUUCAACAUUGUUUUUGUUCUUGCUCUUACUUUCCUGGACAAAAGCUUAACCUUUUUUUACUUGUUAAAAUGGUCAGAAUUUGAGAAGCUUAAGGCUGUCAUACCUGAAGAUGAGGCCAUCGCUUCAGCAGGAGCCGUUGAGAUGUCAACUAGUGGUUCCACCAUAGCAGGAACUGCAGACGAUGAAGCAAGUGACAGCAAGAAAAAGGGGAUGGUUCUCCCAUUUGAGCCUUAUUCACUCACCUUCGAUGACGUUAUCUACUCAGUUGACAUGCCACAGGAAAUGAAGAGCCAAGGUGUUACGGAAGACAAACUUGUGCUUCUAAAGGGUGUUAGUGGUGCUUUCAGGCCAGGUGUUUUGACAGCUCUCAUGGGAGUCAGUGGUGCUGGUAAAACCACUCUCAUGGAUGUGCUUGCCGGAAGGAAAACCGGUGGCUACAUUGAAGGAAACAUCACCAUUUCUGGGUUCCCUAAAAAACAAGAAACUUUUGCUAGGAUUUCAGGGUAUUGUGAGCAAAAUGAUAUCCACUCUCCACAAGUUACCGUAUACGAGUCUUUAGUAUACUCGGCCUGGCUGCGUUUGCCCAAAGAAGUUGAUCAAAAAACUAGAAUGUUGUUUGUUGAAGAAGUAAUGGAUCUUGUGGAGCUGAACCCUAUACGCAACUCACUGGUGGGACUCCCCGGUGUGACUGGCUUGACUACGGAGCAACGCAAGAGGCUAACCAUUGCGGUCGAGUUGGUGGCGAAUCCAUCCAUUAUCUUUAUGGAUGAGCCGACCUCAGGAUUGGAUGCUAGAGCUGCCGCCAUUGUCAUGAGAACGGUGAGAAACACUGUGGACACUGGUCGAACAGUCGUUUGUACCAUCCAUCAACCCAGCAUCGAUAUCUUCGAAGCAUUUGACGAGCUCUUUCUGUUGAAGAGAGGAGGGCAAGAGAUAUAUGUCGGCCCACUGGGGCGCCAUUCUGCCCAUCUGGUGAAAUACUUCGAGGAGAUCGAAGGCGUGAGCAAGAUCACAGAUGGUUACAACCCGGCAACUUGGAUGUUGGAGGUGACCACCACAGCACAAGAGAUGGCUCUGGGAGUGGAUUUCACUGACAUUUACAGGAACUCGGAUCUCUACAAGAGAAACAAGGCACUCAUCAAGGACUUGAGCAAACCAUCCCCGGGUUCUAAAGAUCUCCACUUUCCAACACAAUACUCGCAACCGUUCCUGACACAAUGCGCUGCUUGCCUGUGGAAGCAGCACUGGUCCUACUGGCGAAACCCACCUUACACCGCGGUCAGGUUCAUGUUCACAACCAUAAUAUCCCUCACAUUUGGAACCGUGUUUUGGGACCUCGGCGGCAGAACGACCAAGAACCAAGACCUUUUCAAUGCGAUGGGAGCGAUGUUUUCAGCGGUGACGUUCUUGGGAGUCCAGAAUGCAUCUUCGGUGCAACCGGUGGUAGCCAUUGAGAGGACCGUGUUCUACAGGGAGCGAGCCGCGGGGAUGUACUCGGCUUUGCCGUAUGCUUAUGCUCAGGUGAUGAUUGAGAUUCCAUAUAUCCUGGUCCAGUCUGUGGUGUAUGGAGUGAUCACUUACUCCAUGAUGGGGUUUGAGUGGGAAGCCAAGAAGUUCUUGUGGUACAUUUUCUUCAUGUUCUUCUCCCUACUCUACUUCACUUACUAUGGGAUGAUGACCGUUGCCAUCACACCGAACCACCACAUUGCAUCAAUCAUCUCUUCCUUCUUUUACUCCAUCUGGAAUCUGUUUGCUGGGUUCAUCGUCCCAAGACCCAGCAUUCCAGUGUGGUGGAGAUGGAACUACUGGGCCAACCCAAUUGCGUGGACGCUGUAUGGUUUGAUUGUGUCACAGUAUGGAGAUGUGAAGACGCCGAUGGAAGGAGGGCAAACGGUGGAGGAUUUCUUGAGCAGCUACUUUGGGUUCGAGCAUGAUUUCUUGGGAGUAGUUGCUGGAGUCAUGGUUGGAUUGGUAGCGGUCUUCGCCUUCAUCUUUGCUAUCUCCAUCAAGUCUUUCAACUUCCAAAGAAGAUAGACAAAUGCAAGACAGAUUUGUUUUAAAGCCAGUCAAACAAUUCGGAGCUCAAACUGUGUUUGCUUAUUAAUCUUUUUUUCCUCCCCUGUUUUCGUUUCUAUUUUGUAAUUCUUCGGAGGCGCUUUUCUUUUGAUCAGUUUGUGAUAAAUUGUUGAGGUCAUUGGGGGGAACAAACUACCUGACCAGAAAUGGCUUUGGGCCGCCCAGAAGACAGUAUCUUGGCGCUCGCUGCUACUGAAUCACUUUGUCUGUAUCGAUGAUGAUGAACGUAGGCAUUCACCAACAAAGAGGGACUCUACAGAGAGGGAAGAUACCUCCCGCAAUCGCAUUCUCCUGAUGCUUUGUUCUGUUUUAGUUCGGCGAUGAAAUUUGGGAAGCUAAUUUGUCCACCGGCGGCGAUCAAAGUGCUAUAAAAGGAGUGGGCAGGCCACAUUAAUUCCUCACCCUAAACACAACAUACAAAAAGCAGCAAACAGGGUCAUUUGGGAGGAGAGUGUACAUAAAGAGCUGAAACAGAAAGAAACAGAGAGUGAAGCAAAAGAAGAAGGAGAAGAAGAAGGAAAACAUGUAUUCCGGAUCAAAAUUGAUGGUGGUGGCAGCUUUCCUGCUCCUAAACGUUUCGAGCUUCCUUGUCGUUGACGCGAGACUUGCAGACACAAGCAUUAUCAGAGGACCAGAUUGCAUCGGCAAGUCGGAGGAUCAGGA